GCAGGGGCGCUUGAUUUUGAAAGUGGAACUACCAGUUACAGCCUUACUGUACGAGCUACAGAUGGAGGAAUGGUUUCUGCUGAAGCAACAGUCACUGUCAAUGUCAACGAUGUCAGCGAUGAGAUGCCGACCUGCACUACAUACUCACAUUUCAUAUCCAUAGAUGAACCUGGGAUCCUAACAUCACAAAAUUAUGUGGACUUGGACUGCUCGGAUCGAGAUGGGAUUGACACACUGGCAUACACCAUCAUUUCAGGGAAUACAGGGAGUGCCUUCAGCAUCAGUGCAGCUGGAGUUAUAACCCUUGCUUCAGCAUUAGAUUAUGACGCUGGAACCCAAAACUUUGCCCUUGUUGUCCAAGUAACAAAUGGAAGUAGCACCCCGCUGGAGAUUCCUGUGAUUGUGGCAGUCAAUCCUGUCAAUGAAGCCAUGCCCAAUUUUGGUGCAGAUCGAGAUGAAACGUUUUCAGAGAAUACUGCUGUGGGUACAACACUCUUGACGUUUUCUGCUUCUGAUGCAGAUGCUGCUCCACAUGGCAUUGUUCGCCAUAGUAUUGAAUCAGUGACCAACAGUGGCUUGGGCCUGUUCAGUAUUGACCAGACCUCCGGGAAAAUCAGGCUGGCCAAGACUCUGGAUUAUGAAACUCAGACAAACUAUAAAAUCACUGUCAUUGCUGUUGAUGGGGGAACUCCGGCUCAGACGGGAACAGGAACAAUUACAAUACAAGUUUCCGAUGUAAAUGACGUCAAGCCAACAUGUAGCCCUGCAUCACAUGUGCGGACCGAGGCAGAGAAUUCAGCCUUGAACACUGUGGUGAUAGCAGAUCUAGGGUGUACAGAUUCUGACACAUCUCCCCUGAUCUAUACCAUCACCCAGAGUCCCCAAGAUGACUUCAGCAUAGACACAACUGGGGCUACCACAGCCCUUAAACUGUCAACCUUACUUGAUUAUGAAACCAACCCUGCCUACACCAUAGAAAUCACAGUCAGUGAUGGAGACUUCUCCACAACGAUUAACGUGGAUAUAUCAGUUGGUGAUGUCAAUGACGGAGGUCCAUCUUUCUCAACUGCAACUUACACUGUCAAUAUCCCAGAAGAUGCAGCAAUAGGAGCAAGUGUAAUUACAGUCACUGCGACUGACCCAGAUGGAGAUUCAAGUAAAUAUGGAAAUCUGAAGUAUGCAAUAACUGGUGGAAAUACGGGAAAUAAGUUCUUGAUUGACUCAGACACAGGAUUGAUCACAAAAGCUGGGGUUCUAGAUGCCGAGGGUACUUCGACAUACACCCUUACAGUAACUGCUACAGAAGAAAUCCAUACAAAUUCAGACACUGCGACUGUUACAAUAACGGUUGAUGGAGUUGAUGAUAAUGAUCCAGCGUGUACGUCAGACAUGGCAUUUUCAAGUGUUAUGGCCGAAGAAGGGACUAUAGGUGAUGUUUUAUUUAGCUUCUUGUGUAGUGACGCAGAUGGUGAGACUGUAACAUACACUAUAACGAAUGGGGAUACAACAUACUUUGAGAUUGUUGGGAGUGACUUAAAACUGAAGUCGCCUAUAGACUAUGACACUGUGGCCUCCAGCCAGUUUGACCUGACAAUAAGAGUGUCGGAUGGCACAAGAUCAGUAUACGUCACUGGCACAGUCUUGGUUACAGGAGUCAAUGAACACUCCCCAGUAUUUACACCAAAUGCAGUAUAUCAUGUCAGCAAAGCUGAGAGUCUCUCCCCUGGUUCUGUAAUAACAACAGUAUCAGUUGCAGACAAUGAUGUUGGGGACUCAGUUACCUAUUCCUGGGUUACCCCGCCAUCUGGUUUCACCCUGGAUCAAGAAUCAGGAGAGAUACUUCUAUCAGGCAGGCUUGAUCGAGAAACGACUGCUAGUUAUACGUUGCAAAUCAAGGCAACAGACGGGACCAAUGCAGUUACAGGAACUGUGUCAUUGACAGUGACUGACGUGAAUGACAAUGCCCCAGCGUUUAGCCCACCAAAAUAUAGCAUAACAGUAGCAGAGGGUACUGCAUUAGGAGCAGUGAUUACUGUCACAGCUGCUGACACGGACGAUCCUGGGACCAACGACUAUGGGACUGUGACCUAUUCCAUUAUAGAUGGAAACACUGGAAGCUAUUUCAGUAUUGACUCAACUACAGGAGAAAUAUCUACCACCACUAUGCUAGACUAUGAAGCAUCAACCGUGUUCACCCUUAUUGUACAGGCCGCUGACAGUGCUGGCAACUCAGGGGCAAAAUCUAGUUCUGCUGUGGUCACAGUAAACAUAGGGCCAGUGAACGAAUUUGAUCCAGUGUUUCAAAGUUUGCCAUAUUCCACUAGCUUUGAUGAAAAUACUGCUGUCGGUACUACCCUGCUAACUGUCACAGCUAGUGAUACUGACGUUGGUGACGAUGGUGACGUUUAUUACAGUAUGGCUGCUAGUACCAUGUUUUAUUUGAACACAGAGAAUGGGAAAAUAUCUUUGAAGAAUGCGCUGAAUUAUGAGACAAACAUUCAGUAUACAUUUGAUGUUGUUGCACAUGAUUCUGGUGCAUCACCAAGAAGUGUGACAGUAACAGUGACGAUUAAUGUGAAUGAUGUCAAUGACAAUGCUCCUGUAUGUGACCCAUCCUUUCUAACCAUUGGCUUACUAGAAAAUCAAAUUAUUGGCAAUAUUGCAACAGUUUCAUGCACAGAUGGUGACACAACAUCACCGAAUAAUGAUCUAGUUUACACCCUAGUCACAGUCAACGGAGGUCCUUCCACCAUUUUUUCUAUGUCUGGUACUGGUGUUAUGUUAGACUCAUCCUUUGAUUAUGAGACUGAAACCUCAUAUGACAUCAUUAUAAAGGUCGAAGAUCAAGGAGUUGGUACUAAAUUUACAACAACUGUGACUGUAAGAAUUGAAAUCGGAGAUGUAAAUGAACAUAAUCCAGAAUUCACUAACACAUUGAGUGUCUCAAUAUCUGAGUCGACGGCUGCUGGUACUUCAAUAUUUCAACUCCUAGCUGCAGACAGCGAUACCUCAGAAAUUAUUACAUUCAGCAGCGAUCCAGCAAUCACAGAGUUUUCUGUUGAUCCAGACACUGGAAACAUCUACUUAGUUUCCAACAUUGACUUUGACAAUCUUGGUACUCCCAAUAUGGAGUUAGAAGUGUAUGCCGCUGAUAAUGGUCAACAAGGCUCAAGAACGGUGACUUCUACACUGACGAUCACAAUACUGGAUGAAAAUGAUGUCACUCCAGUCUUUUUCCCAGCUGUGUAUUAUGCUAACGUAACGGAGCCAGGAGUAACAGGAACAUCUGUUACCACUAUUACAGCUACUGACAGUGACAGUGCAGUUGUAAGCUACAGUUUAGCUGAUGUUACGAUAUUUCAGAUAGAUACAGGUGGGGUUGUAAGAAUUCAAAAUGGAGGAUUGAUAAACUAUGAAACAACAACAUCAUAUGCCCUUGUAGCUUAUGCAGAAGACGAUGGCGGACACUCAGCAACCACAACAAUUCAUAUUAAAGUUAUAGGCAUCAAUGAAGAUCCACCAGUUUUCAGUCCAGCCACAGAGUCAAUCAAUAUUGAUGAAAACAUAAACAUUGGCUUCUUAGUUGUGGAUACAACAGCUACUGAUGGUGACAGUGGAGCCGAUGGCAAACUGACCUACUCAAUCUCAUCGGUGCCUUCAGGAUUUGAUAACUUGAUGGCUAUUAAUCCCCAAACUGGAGAAAUGACGGUUGCCGGGGAUGUGGACAUGGAAGUGAUGACAAUUAACCCUGUAACAUUCAACAUUGAGGUCACUGAUGCAGGCACAGAUCCUGAUGCAAAGAUAGCAACGUUCACCUUAUACCUUACAAUCAAUGACUUGAAUGACAACAGUCCUGUCUGUAACCUGAACCUGUAUAGUAAAAGUGUGCUGGAAAAUGCUUCUGGUGGCGACGCUGUUGUUACCCUUGGGUGUACUGAUGGUGAUGCUACUGCUCCGAAUAAUGUCAUCACUUACGCCUUUGUUGCUGGCAGUGAUGGAGGAGGCAACUUUGACCUUCAACCAUCUACAGGAGCUAUUACCGUGACAACAAGCCAUGCACUGGACCGUGAGACAACAGACAACUACUUGAUACUAGUUGAUGUGGCAGACGGAGGGGGGCUGACCACAACGGCCUCGCUCACUGUCUACAUCAGCGAUGCCAAUGACAAUGCCCCUGUCUUUACCUCCACCAGUUACGCCUUUGUAGUGGCUGAAGAUCAUGCUCUUAGUACAACUGUUGGUGGUGCUGUAGCUGCAAAUGAUGCUGAUAUUGAUCUUGCAGGAUCAUUUGCUUACAGCAUCUUUAGUGGUAACACUGGUGAUAAGUUUGCAAUUGAUGCCAACAAUGGUGAAAUCAAACUUGUUGGAGCUCUUGAUCAUGAUACUAUCCCGACAUACCAGCUGGUUGUUUAUGCAAUAGACAGAGCUACUGGAACAAAAAUGACUGGGUCAGCCACUGUAGAUAUUACGGUUACGGAUGUGAAUGAUAUUACCCCAUACUGCUCUCCUGCACUUCAAACUAUAGAAGUCCCUGAAAACACUGCAGAUAGUGUUAACAUAGGUUUUGUAGCAUGUGCUGAUACUGACUCAGCGAUGAAUAACCAGGUGUCUUACACUAUAGUGACUGUCAAUGGUAUUGCAACAACCACACCUUUCAUACUGGAUGCAACAACUGGUAAAUUCGAUCUCAAUACUGCAACACUUGAUUACGAAACUACAACACUGAUGACUGUAGUUGUUCAUGCAAUUGACAAUGGAGCGUCGCCUUUAACUGGUACAGCUACUUUAAAUGUAGUUAUAACAAAUGUCAAUGAACAUACUCCAGCUUUUCAAAAUAUUCCGUACACAGGAACUGUCAUUGAAACUGUGAGCACAGGCAGUAGUGUGUUUGUUGUUACAGCGACCGAUGGUGAUGCAAAAGAUACUGUGACUUACUCUCUAAACCCUGCAAGUAAUGUGUUCGAAAUUGACCCAAACACUGGAAUAAUAUAUCUGUCAUCAGCCCUUGACUUUGAAUCUACAGUAGUUUAUCCUCUUACCGUUAGAGCGACAGAUUCUGGGGGACUUUUCCAAGAUGCUGGAGUUACCAUUACUGUUACUGAUGCUAAUGAUGUAAAGCCUGUUUUCAAUCCAGCAGUGUAUGUAGCGGAGAUAAGUGAAAAUGACAUUGUUGGAACCAGCGUUACAACUGUUACAGCUACUGAUUCUGAUACUGCAGCAGCUAGUCUCACAUAUGCUAUAUUUUCUGGAAAUGAUGAUGGUGUAUUUGUUAUUGAAACCUUGGGCAGGAUUUUCAUACAAGAUACAACAAACCUAGAUUACGACUCGGCAACAAAGAGUUACUCUCUUGUCAUCACAUGCACAGAUGGAACACACACAGCUUCAACAACAGUGGCAAUAGCUGUAGCCAACUACAAUGACAAUACACCAACAUUUGGCGCAGACACCAGCUCCACACAGAACAUUCCGGAAAACUCAGCGACUGGCUACAGUAUCGUUACAGUUUUAGCGACGGAUGCAGACCAUAGUGGUGAUGGAAGUAUUGCCUAUUCAAUCACGGCAGGCAACUCUGAUGGCCUAUUUUCCAUUAAUCCUAACACAGGGCAGGUUACUCUGGUUGGGCAGUUGGAUGCAGAGGGAACCAGCACAUACUCUGUGACCAUCACUGCUACUGAUGGGGGAACCAAUCCAAGUGCCCUGACAGCAGACUAUGCCCUCACGGUGAUCGUGAUAGAUUCCAAUGAUAUCAGGCCAAUAUGUAGCCACUCCCUAUACAGUAUGACUGUUGAGGAAAAUGUCGGAAUAGGUACCCCUGUGGGACAGGUCACAUGUACCGAUGGGGACAAGGAUAGCCCUAAUAACCAGAUUGCAAAUUAUGUUAUUUCCAAUGGAGUCACUGGAGGGGACUUGACUAUGUCAGCUUCUGGUGAGAUAAGUACAGUAAACUUGCUGGAUCGGGAAAACACCAGGAGUUACUCACUCAUUGUCCACGUGAUUGACAAUGGUGCCACACCUCUAACAGGGACAACCACUGUUACCGUUAUUGUGAAUGAUGUGAAUGACAACGAACCUUUCUUUACCUCUAAUCCCUAUCAUGAAUCUAUAUCUGAGAGUACGGCCGUAGGAUCAUCAGUGUUUGCUGUGGCUGCCAGUGACCUUGACCAAGGGACUGACGCAACCUUCACCUAUCAGAUCACAACAGGAAAUGCAGACAACAAGUUUGCUAUUGACUCCUCAACAGGGGACAUAACUCUCGUGGAUGACCUUGACUUUGAAUCUCUCACACCAGCUGUGUAUUCGCUUGAAGUAAUUGCAAUAGACAAUGAUGUAAGCAGCCCAAAGACAGGAACAACAACUCUGUCUAUGACUAUCCUGGAUGCCAAUGAUAAUUUCCCUUCUUGUUCACCUAUGCUUACCUCCCUUAGUUUCCCAGAGGACACUGCAGGAGGAAGUAAUAUUGCGAACUUGGCCUGUACAGAUACCGACUCAGGGGUCAAUGGUGACUUGGCUUAUGCAAUUGUAUCUGUCAACGGGGACACCACAAGUACUUUGUUUCAGACAGACAAUUCUGGUGGAAUAACAACUUCAGGAUCUACAAUAUUGGACUACGAGAGUGCUACAAAGUCAUACAGGAUUUUGAUAAGAGUUAAAGAUAACGGAACACCAGCGCUUUCAUCAACUGCUACUGUCAAUGUUGAUAUAACUGAUGUGAAUGAAGCAGAUCCAGCAUUUACAAGCACGCCAUACACUCACAAUGUUGCUGAAACUACCACCGUUGGUACUUCUGUCUAUAAGGUUACUGCUACUGAUGCAGAUACUUCUGAGAUCAUUUCAUAUUCCAUAAACCCAUCUAGUUCACAUUUUGAGAUAGAUCCAUCAUCUGGUAAUAUCUACACAAUAGCAAAGAUAGACUUUGAUACACUAGUAUCAACAACAAUUACUCUAACAGUUAUUGCAACAGAUAGUGGUUCUCCAGCUAGAACUGUAACAGAAUCUGUAACAUUUACCAUUAUAAAUGCCAAUGAUGGUAUACCAGUGUUCAAUCCGGGUGUCUAUACUGCCACUCUACAAGAAAACACUGCUCCUACUUACACAGUGCUUCAAGUGACUGUGACAGAUAUUGAUGACACAAGUUUUACUUAUGCAAUCAUCACAGGCAAUGAUGACAACGUUUUUUCCAUGGACGCAAAUGGGAACCUCCUGUUGUCUGACAUAGCCAAUUUUGACUAUGAUACCCAAGCCCAGAGCUAUCUUCUAGUUGUCCAAGCCCAAGAUAGCUCAACUAACACUGCAACAGCUUCUGUAGCAAUAGAAGUAACAAGCUGGAAUGAAUUUUCCCCAGUUCUCACAACUAUCGCUAAUACUUUAACAUUCUCUGAAGAUACAUCUAUUGGAACAUCUGUUGACACAGUUGUGGCCUCAGAUGCUGAUUCCGGAUCAGAUGGGGAAAUAACAUAUACAAUAUCGAGUGUGUCAAACAGUGGGGAUGGGAAAUUCACUGUGGACCCAACCAGCGGACUGGUUACUCUUAGUGGCAGUUUGGAUAGAGAGUCUCAGAGUGAAUAUGAGAUAACCAUUCUGGCUGCUGAUGGGGGAAUUAAUCCUAGUGCCCUAACCUCUACAUACAGUUUAACAGUGUCAGUAUUAGACGUGAACGAUGUGACACCAUCAUGCACCCAGACCGUGUACAUAGCUACUGCAUCAGAGGACUUGACUGUUUCUAGCCCUGUGGUCCAGCUGACUUGUAGCGAUGGUGAUGCUACUGCUGCAAACAAUGUUGUCAAUACUUAUACUAUUACCAGUGGAAAUAUAGACACAGCCUUCAGCAUCUCUAACACUGGUGAAGUUCAGAUUGGAAGCGUUCUUGACAGAGAAACUCUCGGGAAAUAUAAACUGCUGGUGGAAGUGGCUGACUCAGGAACUCCAGCUCUCACUACAACUGCUACUGUGUCCAUUGUGGUUAAUGACGUGAAUGACAACACUCCAGUGUUUGCCAGCAUUCCCUAUGUUGUUACUCAAGUCGAAGACAUUUCUGUAGGAACUGUUGUUGAGACAGUACAAGCCACUGACGGAGACACUGGUGAUGCUGCUAAACUGGUGUACAGUAUCAUAUCAGGGGAUGUAGAUUCUAAAUUCUCCAUUGACCCAAGCAAUGGAGAUAUCAUCCUUACUGACGACCUUGACUUCGAAACAGUCUCCGUCAACCCAUAUGAGCUAAUCAUUCAUGCUGUGGACAGCGACCCUAAUACACAGCUAACUGGAAUAACCACCGUGAGAAUAACAGUUGAUGAUACAAACGAUAAUGAUCCUGUAUGUACCAUGCUCCAGACUUUAAUUUUAUCAGAAAUGACACAGACAGGCACGACUACUUUACUGAACAUUGGAACAACAUGUUCAGAUGCUGAUACUGGUGUUAAUGCUCAGCUGAGUUACGCAAUUUACUCUGUAAAUGGAGCGGUUGUUUUGCCAACAGAUCCUUUUUCAAUUGAUGCGGGCAGUGGUGCAAUUAGGCUUUCAAAUCUCAUGGACUAUGAGGUCAUCCAAGCUUAUACAGUGUUAGUUGAAGUAUCUGAUGGUGGUACUCCUGUAAACACUGUAACAGUAACUGUCGAAGUUGAUGUGACUGAUGGAAAUGACAACCUACCCACAUUUACUGGAACACCUUAUUCUACAAAUGUCAUAGAAUCAACUGCAGUUGGAUCUACAAUAUUUACAGUCGCUGCUACUGAUGAUGAUACAGAAGACACUAUAACAUUCACUAUAAACCCUGCUAUGACUGAAUUUGGUAUUGAUCCGCAUACUGGCAAAAUCAUACUCUUGAAAGAGUUGGAUUAUGAUAAUGUCCCUACAUCAUAUGAAAUAACUGUUGUAGCUACUGAUGAUGGGACAGUUCCAGGACCUAGCAGUUCAUCAGCAACUGUCACCAUCACAGUUACAGACUUCAAUGACGGAACACCGGAAUUCCAUCCAGGAGUUUAUUCUGUGUCAGUUUCUGAGAAUGAGGCAAACGGUUAUACUGUUACUACAUUGACAAUUACUGAUAUUGAUACUGUUGCUUUUGGAUAUAAUAUUGAGUCAGGAAAUAGUUUGAAUGUAUUCAAUGUCAGUGGGAUAGGAAAAACCCCUGUUGUUGCAAUUAUUGAUAAUACAUUACUCGAUUAUGAAACCGUGAAAGACGUUUCUCUAGUAAUCAGCGUAACUGAUGGGGCUAAUACAGCAUCGUGUACAGUAGAAGUCACAAUCACUCCGUAUAACGAAGAUACACCAGUUUUCACAGGAGGAUUAAGUACAGGAACUGCAAGUGUGGCAGAAAAUUCCAUCACCGGUACGCAGGUAUAUGAUAUAGAUGCAACUGAUGGUGAUGACGGUGAGGAUGGUGAAAUAACAUACAGUAUUGUGUCAGGGGCUGCUGGGAAGUUCUCUAUUGAUCCAACUACUGGGAUCAUCACUGUGGCAGGGGCCUUGGAUACUGAGACAACUCCUACUUAUACCUUGGUGAUAGAAGCAAAAGACAAAGGAAUAACUCCUAGUGCUUUAUCAGCUCAGUUCACCCUGACAAUUACUGUCACAGAUGUAAAUGACAACACACCCUACUGCUCGUCAACCCUUUACAGUGCCAGUAUAGCAGAGAGCGUGGCAGUCAACAGUUUUGUGGCCCAGCUCACAUGUCUGGAUGCUGAUACUGAUGCUCCAAACAAUCUGGUUACCUCCUAUGUGAUCCAAAUUGGACAAAGUGGAGGGGAAUUCCUUAUAUCUAAUACUGGUGAAGUCACAACAACUGUGUCAUUUGACCGGGAAAUAGGCCCAGACAACUACCAACUGGAGAUAGUGGUAACUGACAGUGGUACCAGCCCUUCUGCCCUGUCCACUACAACUACACUGACCAUCACAAUUACAGAUGUCAAUGACAACGACCCAGCCUUCUCUCUCGCCAUAUACAACCUGAACGUGGCUGAAAACACUGUUCAGUACACCUCUAUAGGCACUGUCACUGCGACAGACCAAGAUAUUGGACUUGCUGCCACUUUGACCUUCAGUAUAUUCAGUGGAAAUGGAGAUGGAAAGUUUGCCAUAGACUACAGCUCAGGUGACAUACAACUAGUAGACUCCCUGGACUACGAGACCGAAUCUACAUAUACACUAGGCGUUUAUGCAGUGGACAGACUAGCCCCAUUUAGGACUGGUACAGCUACCGUCUCUGUCACUGUUACUGAUGUCAAUGAUGUUGUACCAGUCUGCACAGCUUCAUUGUAUACAGGAACUGUGGCAGAAGAUGCAGUUAUUACAUUUUCAGUGGCUAAGGUAGACUGUUCUGAUGGAGAUUCAACAGUAGGAAACACUAUAAACUACUCCAUAACAUCAAUACUCACUGAGUUUGUUGUUGAUGCUAAUUCUGGGGAUGUAACAGUCAAUGGAGCAUUAGAUAUGGAGACUACAGAAUCAUAUGAUGUCAUUGUACAAGCUAGUGAUGGAACAUUCACAACAAAUGCUACAGUUAAGAUAUCUGUUACUAACAUAAAUGAUAAAACACCACAGUUUAAUCCAUCGGGGCCAUAUACGACUACAAUUACAGAAAAUCUUGCCAUAGGAAACACAGUAUUUGAUCUUGAUGCCACAGAUGCGGAUAUAACUGACACAACCUUUGUGUAUCGUAUAACAAAUGGCAAUGCAGAUGGAAAAUUUACUAUUGGUACAACAAGUGGAAUAAUUCAGACCACAAAGACAAUAGACAGAGAUGAUCCAAUAACUGCAUCUUACACUCUAACAAUAGAGGUUGCAGAUGGAUCAGGUAUUGGGGCCUUGACUGCGACUUCUAGCAUUGUUAUUAGUGUAACUGAUGAAAAUGACAACUGGCCAAGAUGUGAUGCUUCUGUUUAUACAGCAACAGCAUCAGAAGAUGCAUCAAUAGGAUUGAAUCUUGUUUCUCCAACUUGUACGGAUUUAGAUGUUGUAGCAUCUUCUACUCUGGUAUACAGUAUAAACAGUGGAAAUGGAGAAAACAAAUUCCAAAUAAAUGGUGGUACAGGUGUUAUAAGUCUGCAAGCUUCGCUAGAUUAUGAAACAACAUCAACUUACACACUUGUUGUCUUAGUGGAUGAUCAAGGCACCCCUUCAGCUAAAACAACUACUCUGACAAUGGUUAUUUAUGUUGAUCCAGUUAAUGAACACACUCCUGCAUUUACUGGUGAGCCAUAUGAUGUUAGUGUGGAUGAAAACAAAGCGAAUGAAUACCUAAUUGUAAUCAUUGCAGCUACUGAUGAAGACUUGGGUUCAAAACAGGGGACACUUAGGUAUGGCAUAAAAUCUGGAAACACCGAAGGGAAGUUUUCUAUUAAUCCAUCAACAGGGGCUAUAGUUGUUGCAGGAUCUUUGGACAGAGAGGCAACUGGUUCUUAUGCUUUGACAGUUACUGCUGCAGAUAUGUUAGCUGGUGAUGCGGAUUCAAAAACUGUUGAGACCACCUUUACUGUUACCAUUAAUGACAAGAAUGACAACUAUCCUGAAAUUAACCCCUCAUCAUACAUUACAAAUGUUAAUGAAAAUGCCGCCAUAGGAGCAAAUAUAAUUCAGUUAACAGCUACUGAUGACGAUGCUGGAAUUGCUGGUACAACUGGGCUUCAGUAUUCAAUUACUGCUGGGAAUACAGGAAAUGUUUUUACUACAAGUGGUGCAUGGAUUACUUUAGCCGGAAAUCUGGAUGCCAAUACUCGCUCUUUAUACACUCUGACUGUAAAAGUUGCUGAUCAAGGGUCACCUGUGCGGUCUGCCUCAACUUUAGUUACAAUCGCAGUUGUGUCUAUUAAUGAACAUAAUCCAAUAUUUACUUCAACUCUUGAUGUUUCUAUAUCUGAAUCAACUGCUGUUGGAAGUAGCAUAGAUCAGAUAGCUGCAUCUGAUGAUGACACCGGUGUAUUUGGAGUAUUAAGGUACUACCUUAUAUUAGCAGUUGAGGGGAAUAUGGGGGAUUUUUCUGUUGAUCUCUUUGAUGGAACAGUCAGAGUUGCCAAUGCUUUGGACUAUGACACCACACCAAAUGUUUAUAAGCUCCAUAUAGAAGUUGAAGACACCAAGACAUCCACCUCUAACACAAACACUGCUACACAGACAUACACAAUUUCGCUGAUAGAUGAAAAUGAUCAAACACCAACAUUUACCCAAAAUACUUAUUCAUAUUCUUUGGAUGAAAAUGUAGCCAAUCCUACAGCAGUAAGAACAGUUACUGCUACUGACAGUGACUCUGGAGCAAAUGGAAAUGUAGUUUAUUCCAUAGUCUCUGGAAGUGGGAGAUCAUAUUUCACGAUUGAUUCAAUCACCGGCGAAAUAUCAACAGCAGCAGGUAUUGACUAUGAGUCAUUAAUUUCAUUCGAUUUAAUAGUAGAGGCUAAGGAUAGUGGAACCCCAUCUCUGUCAGCUUCUUGUAUAGUACGAAUCAGUGUCAAUGAUCUUAAUGACAAUGCACCAGUGCUUCAAGCUGCCAAUGUAGCAAUCUCCAUACCAGAAGAUACAGGCAUUGGAACAACUGUUGCUACCCUCAUGGCAACUGAUGAUGACUCUAACCAUAACAAUAACAAUGACAUUACUUUCUCAUUUGAAUCUGCCUCUGGGAAGUUUGAAAUUGUUGAUAACAGUAUCAGAGUUAAGGACACAUUGGACAGAGAGACUCAAGCAAGCCACACAUUAAAGGUGCUUGCUGUAGAUGGAGGAACAACGCCACAACGAAACACAGCAACAGCAACAUACACCAUUGUUCUGUCUGACAUCAAUGAUAAUGAUCCUCAGGUGCAAGGUGCCCCAUAUGAUACAUCUAUACUUGAAGAUACUGAUGUGAACUUUAUUGUGUUCACUGUGACAGCUACCGACGAUGACAUCAAUGAGAAUGCAGUGCUGGAAUAUGCAAUCACUGCAGGAAAUACAAAUAAUGAUUUUGUGAUGGAUUCAGGAUCAGGUAUAAUUCAAGUGAAGAAUGAAUUGGAUAGAGAAAGAACUGAUGUUUAUUAUCUGGAAGUAACCAUCACUGAUAAUGGAGCUACUCCUAGAUCAGCAAUCCAGACUGCUACUGUAACAGUGAUCGAUGUCAAUGACAAUCCGCCUGUCUUUCAACCAGCUCCUAUUACCACUUACCAAUUCAGUGUGGCUGAAAAUGUGAAUGCUGGAUCGUCUGUAGGCAAAGUGAGUGCUUCUGAUUUAGAUACAAACAAUAAUGCCCAAAUACAAUACUCCAUUGCCUAUUUUAUCAGAGGUAACAGUUCACACUUUCGUCUUGAUGCUGGUAGUGGAGAUGUUGAUGUUGCAAGAGCUUUGGACAGAGAGAAACAGGACUUGUAUGUAAUUGUGAUAAGAGCGAGAGAUUCUCCACCAUCUGGUGACUAUCUCACAGCUACUGCGACUGUGUCAAUUACAAUUUUAGAUGUUAAUGACAAUGUGCCUUCAUUUAGUCAGAAUCUGUACUUUGCCAAUGUGGUAGAAAACGACCCAGUUGGUACAAGCAUUCUUACAAUUGUUUUUGAUGAUAUUGAUAUUGAUAUUAAUGAUGAUAUAUCACUGUCGAUUGCUGAUACAAUAGCUGACUACUACAUAGCUGCGAAUGAGUCAUCCUUUUAUUUGUAUGUGAAAAAUCCUAUUGACAGAGAAGCGAUAGAAUUCUUGAACUUCAAUCUUACAGCUACUGAUGCAGGUGUACCACCCCUCUCAUUCACAACACAAAUUCAGAUAACUGUUGGAGAUGUAAAUGACAAUGCUCCAAUCUUUUCCCCAGUGUUUUAUAACAGUGAGAUAGCGUACAAUGACAAAUGCCAAGUGACAGUUGCAGUCUUAACAGCAACAGACGCAGACCAAGGUUUAAAUGCGGAGUUCUCCUUUUCUACGACAUUGAAUGACAACCCUCACUUGUUUGCUCUGAAUUCAGCCACAGGAGCAGUCACAAUGAUAGCAACUGCAACAGCUGAUACAAAAUACAAGGUUUUUGCACAAGCAACAGACUUCGGUAACCCUGCUCUGACAUCAGUUACUGGGGCAACCAUUCGAAUAGACACCUAUGAUCCAGCAGCAGUUAUUGUCAACUUUUUGGUGGACAUCAGUGAGGCUGUAUUCCUUGGUAUGGAAGGGACAUUCUUUAGCCAGCUGACCACAGUGUACCAACAGACAUAUUCCACAUCUCAAGCAAAGAAAUGGUGUAUAACUGUGAGGGAUACAGAACAGAUCACAGUACAUGUGUAUGUGGUAAAGGAUGACACUUCAGAUGAACUAUCAGAAAUAAACAAUGUGAAGAGAUUUCUGACAGUAGAUGAGGCCUUUGAUAUAGCAGCCUAUGACAGCAGUGGGGUGCCAGCAACUGCCAUCAAAGGAUCUGCUUGGACAGUCUUCAACAUCCAGAAAAUCGAGAAAUAUGUUCCAGAUGAGGAGGUAUCGACUCCAUGGAUUAAAACAAAUGAUGGAAUUAUAGCCAUUAGCUUCAUUGUUGGAAUUAUCAUCAUACUGGCUAUAACUAUCCCAUUUUUAGUGUUCUACAAGAUAAGAAAUCCAAGUCCACGAAGGAAUCGUGUACAAGUCACUGACGAUGAUGAUAGAAUGCCGGCCAAAAACCAGUUUGCUAGCAAAAAUAAUACCCUGCACACACAACCUGAUGACUCCAUGUUUAAAGGAUAUGACAAGAGCCACCCUACUCCCGCUGUGAUAUCUCUUCCCAUGCCUAGUGCUACAAAGAGGGUUCCAACGCAAAUUAACAAUAGGAAUGAAACGGAACCUGUAAAAGACAUCAACCUUUGGCUGGGCAAUGACAAUAUAGGACCAACCCUACUUAAAAAACCUGAAAAGCUUCGAUCUGACAGUCCCAUACCCACAGAACCGGAAAAUUACCCCCCUCGACGUCUGCCCCCAGUAAGAAAACACCCUGCGCCUAACCAAAGGGGUCCCAAAUCCGAGGUAUCCCCGAUGGAGUCGUUCCAGGAUUCUAUAAACGAGAGUGGACCAAACAUGCCCAGGGACAAUACCAACUACCUUGUUAUGAAUAGGGAGUUUGAUGGCCGUGCAAUUGACCCAGUUUCUGGGAGACUAUACGAGUACAACACACGGACAAAUGAACGACGAUGGGUGAACACCCCAGAUGGUCAGCAGGUGAAACUGACCAGAGAUGACAAUUGAUGACCACAGAGGGAUGACUGCAGAGGUCAUCUUGGAAAAUGUUCAACUUAGUUAAUAAAUUAUGACUAUUGAGGAUCAUUAAUACGGUCAUUUCAGAAAUAAAAACCAUCUUCCCAUGUGAAGACAAUAGAUCAGGUGAUUUUAAACUUCAUUCAAUUUUUGUCUUUUCGUCAUUUUUAAACAUUAUUUGAGCCAUGUAACUUUGAAUGCCUUAGUUUCAAUGUUCCUUGCAUAUAUAUAUGUGAUUACAUGAUGUAUGAUACAUGUUUUGUGUUUGUUACUAGUACCAUACUGGCGAACAUUUUCUUUAGUUUCAUUUUCUUGUUAAUUUUUCAUUUAAGAACGAUAGGACAAUAGGCAGAUAUACCAUCGUGCAAUAAGUACCGUGUAGAUAAAUUAUAACAAACUAUCAAUAUACACAGCUGACUUAUUGCAUGAUAAGCCUCACAGAAUGAUGCAAAAAAAUAACUAUGACCAACCUGCAUGAUUGUAAUGAUUCAUAUCUCGCGCAUCGCGACUCAGUGCAGAAACUUUUACCCAAUCUGAAUGUUUUACUAUUAUAAAUUAUUAUCUUCUUACUAAAUUACUCCAGCUAGAUAUACAUGUAUCAGGUAUUGGAAUGAACUAUUACAAGGUACAAAUUUUGUUUAAUUGUAUUGUGUUACGGUUGUGUUCGCCUGGAAAUAGAAUGUCAUUUAGAAACUCAAAUCUUGUAAGGCUUGUACAGCAUGUUUCCUGUUUUUCGAUCAUGUUUUAAAAUACACAUGUGCCAUGACUUGUUGAAUGUACCAGUAUGUUAUUUGCUGAUGUUCAUAAUUAAUUGUCUGUGAUAACUAAAUAAUGUGAUACUUUACAAAUAAAGGCUUUCCAUAGAUUACUAUUGUAUUUAUUGGACACAGGAGAAAGUCUGUCUAUUUGACUGAGACACAAGGACAUAUAAAGAGGCAAGUUUAUAUUUGCUCAUUUUUGGUUGGGCAAAUGCACAAUAAACAAAAGAUGUUUUACAAACAUUAUAAUUUUUAUGCACCCUAAGGAUGAGCACCAAAAAUGUCAAAAAUAUGUGCGAUAUUGAAAAUAGGUAUUUAUAGAAAGAGUAAAUUGCUUCGAAAUGCUCUCAAUGCAGAACCAUUUCC
Mya arenaria is the source of this 16274-nucleotide messenger RNA. RefSeq names its product protocadherin Fat 4-like. The record is from RefSeq and is a predicted model, not a curated record. NCBI's taxonomy places the organism in Eukaryota, Metazoa, Mollusca, Bivalvia, Myida, Myidae. The coding region runs from base 70 to 15141 and encodes 5023 amino acids. The transcript has 35 exons. Gene Ontology annotation, molecular function: calcium ion binding. Gene Ontology annotation, biological process: homophilic cell-cell adhesion. Gene Ontology annotation, cellular component: plasma membrane.